Molecule: messenger RNA, 4815 nt
Organism: Corvus hawaiiensis (hawaiian crow)
Lineage: Eukaryota; Metazoa; Chordata; Aves; Passeriformes; Corvidae
Gene: ZRANB3
Product: zinc finger RANBP2-type containing 3
Exons: 21
Coding region: 799-4098 (1099 amino acids)
Biological process (GO): DNA repair; replication fork processing
Cellular component (GO): nuclear replication fork
Molecular function (GO): ATP binding; ATP-dependent chromatin remodeler activity; endonuclease activity
Source: RefSeq, a predicted model, not a curated record
CCGCGGGCACACGGAAUGAGCCCGCGGCACUGGCAGUGCGGGGUUCCAGCGGCCUCCGAUCCCUAUCCUGGCCGCUCUCCCUUCAUCCGCGCCUGAGUUGCUCUCUUGCUCCCGAGCGUGUGGUGUAUCCCGAGCAGCAGUGCCUCGGCUCCACUGGGUUCCCGCGCCAGCGCUCCCGGAGCCUCACGGCGCCCGCAUCCUGGCGGGGCAGGCUGGGAGCUGUAGUCAGGGCUUGCCCGCGCAACCUCUCGGCCUCCCGGCCCCUUGCCCCGGCUUUCACCGCUCUUCCUAAGCCGGAGAGCCGACGGCACUGCCCUUUCCAGCCCGGCCCUUAGCGCCAUCCUCGGCUCCCUCCGUUCCCAGCCUGCUUCCCCCUUCCCGCCCCUUCUCAGUCCGCUCGCUCCAGCGGAGUAGGGGCCGAUACGAGGCACGGCCGGGAGGGAAGAUGAUUUUUAACUCGCUCCUGGGGAAGCGGGGCGGGGGGUAGAAGGGCGGCGAGGACAGAAAAAAUAAGGAAAAAGCGGUCCCCGGGCCCGAAAGCGCUUCCCUUCCGUGACCCCUGGUCAUGCGUCACUUCCCGGCGGCCGUUUGAGCGCGGAGCCCGCGGCCGUGAGGGGGUCCCCGGGGUGGGACGCGCUCGGGGUCGGUCGCCAGCCGGGAACGAGCUGCCAGGUGCCUCCUGUUCGUCCCCAGGCCGUGUCUGUGACAAGUUUCACUUCUUGCUGUUGCUGCUGCUGGCUCAUCGCAUCGUGCGCUCAGGUACUUCUGCGAUUGCAGCUGCAGGGACUUGCGUUCAGCAUGGCCAAUGCUCUUCAGGAAACACCUUCACUUGAAGCUUCUCAGUUAGAGGAUGUUAAUGCUAAGCUGUCCUUCCUACCUGAAAGACUGAGAAAGAAGCUGCUUCCUUUUCAGGAAAAAGGCAUCAUAUUUGCGCUUCAGAGAAGUGGCAGGUGUAUGAUUGCUGAUGAGAUGGGGCUAGGCAAAACAAUUCAAGCAAUUGCCAUUUCAUAUUACUAUAAAAAUGAAUGGCCUCUCUUAAUUGUGGUGCCUUCCUCUCUGAGAUACCCUUGGGUGGAUGAGAUGGAGAAGUGGAUUCCAGAACUCUCUCCAGACGACAUUAGCAUCAUUCAGAACAAAACUGAUAUUGGGAGAAUAUCAACAAGCAGAGUAACCAUUCUGGGGUAUGGGCUGUUGACAUCUGAUGCACAGACUUUGGUAGACACUUUGUACAGGCAGAACUUUAAGGUGGUUGUGAUUGAUGAAUCACACUACAUGAAAUCCAGAAAUGCUACCCGCAGCAAGAUUUUACUGCCAAUUGUGCAGAAAGCUCUCAGAGCUGUUCUCCUUACUGGAACUCCUGCUCUAGGAAGACCUGAAGAGCUCUUCAUGCAGAUUGAGGCACUGUUUCCAAGAAGGUUUGGGACUUGGAAUGAAUAUGCUAAAAAAUACUGUGAUGCUCGUGUCAGGUUUUUUGGUAAAAGAAGGCAAUGGGACUGUAGAGGAGCUUCAAACUUAGAGGAACUACAUCAGCUUUUAAGUGAAAUAAUGAUCAGAAGACUGAAGAAUGAUGUCCUAACUCAGUUGCCUCCCAAAGUCAGGCAACGCAUUCCAUUUGACCUCCCUCAAACUGCAGCAAAGAAUCUGAAUGCCACUUUUGCAGAGUGGGAGAAAUUAAUGAGAAGUCUGAGUUCAGAUGCCACUGAAAGCCACUUUUCUCAAGUCAUGAAUCUGAUCACACGCAUGUAUAAGGAAACAGCCAUUGCCAAGGCAGGAGCAGUCAAGGACUACAUCAAAAUGAUGCUUGACAAUGACAAACUGAAGUUUCUCGUCUUUGCCCAUCACCUGAGCAUGUUGCAAGCCUGCACAGAGGCAGUUAUAGAGAGCAAGGCUCGCUACAUCCGAAUAGAUGGGAGUGUUCCCUCUGCAGAGAGGAUUCACCUCGUCAAUCAGUUUCAGAAGGACCCUGAAACCCGGGUUGCUAUUUUGAGUAUUCAGGCAGCUGGUCAGGGUUUAACAUUCACUGCUGCCACUCACGUUGUGUUUGCUGAAUUAUAUUGGGAUCCAGGCCAUAUUAAACAAGCAGAAGACAGAGCACACCGCAUUGGGCAGUGCAGCUCUGUGAACGUUCACUUCCUGAUUGCCAAAGGAACCAUGGAUACCCUCAUGUGGGCAAUGCUGAACCGCAAGGCCAAAGUCACAGGCAGCACUUUGAAUGGCAAGAAAGAGAAAAUGCAGGCUGAAGAAGGUGAUAAGGACAAAUGGGACUUUCUCAGUUUUGCUGAGACCUGGACCCCAAAUGAAAUUCUAGAAGGUCCCCAAAAUGAACUUUUAUUUACACAUUUUGAAAAGGACAAACAGCAUGACAUACGUUCCUUCUUUUCCCCCAAAUCCUCCACGGAGAAGAAACGCAAAAGAUUUUCUGGUGAUGAAUUGUUACGUAAUGAUUCAGAAUCUUCUGCUGUCACAAAAGAGGAUGCAGAGAAGAGUGAUGAAAACCUGGAUUCCACAAGGAUAAGUGAGGUGGAUACAAUUUGUCAUGAAGAUACUUGCAAACAUGAAGCCAAAAGAGCAAGGAGCAUAAGUGGAUCUACCCCAGUCAGCUCCAGCAAUAAAAAGAAAACAUCUUUGACUGGAAAAAAGCCCUCUUUGUUUUCAGAAAAAAACAAUGAACUCCAUCCUUGUGGCUUAACUAAUUCAAGUGAAAGUACAGCUUUAAAUAAAGUUUGGCACUGCAGUGCUUGCACUUACAUUAACAAUGAUCUGCUGCCUUACUGUGAAAUGUGCCAUUGCCCCCAGAGCAGGGAUGGUGAGAGAAAUGGUGAAGCUCUCAGGAGCCAGAGUGAGGAAGGAGUGUCAGAGGAGCCCAGGAGAGAUGAAGACAGAGCAGAAGGCAGUGCUGAAGACAGAAGAGGACAUUUGGGGGAAAUGGGGGCACAGCAAUCUUUUGAAAUCAGAGAACAGGAAACUCUGGGGACUGAAAAGGAAGAAAGCGAAAAAGAGUGUGGAGAAGAUAAAUCAGACACAUUCCAAAUAUAUGAUGGGCUUAUGUUUUGUGCAAGCAGGAAUACUGAUAGAAUCCACCUCUAUACAAAGGAUGGUGAACCACUGAAUCAUAAUUUCAUUCCAUUGGACGUACAGCUGGAUAACUGGGAAGACUUACCAGAGACUUUCCAGAAUAAAAAAAAUCGUGCACUGAUCCUGAGGUUUGUGAAAGAAUGGACUCACCUCACAGCAAUGAAACAGAAGAUAGUCAGAAAAAGUGGUCAAAUAUUCUGUAGUCCCAUUCAUGCUGCAGAGGAGUUGUCUAAAAAGCAGUCAGUGGGCAGCAGCACAAAGAGGUAUGUGACCAGGGAGGAUGUGGCAGCAGCCUCGCUCUCCAAGGCCAGCAGCAGCGGGGGCAGUGUUCGCCUCAUCUCCAAAGAGAUGGGAGCUUCUCUGGACAAAGGAGGUGCUGCUACUGAACCAUCCACGAAGUUGCUUUCAGAAACUAGAAAUGAUCCCUCAGCCCUUCCUCCAGGGCAGACUGACCCCGGAGGCUCCUCCCUAUCCAAAGGGUAUCUGCAGGCCCUGGACAGCCAGGGGACCCCGCUGUGUCUCAGCUGCCAGCAGCCAACAGCGCAGCCCCAGCCCGGCUGCCCGGCCCGCGCCUGGGACACGCGCUUCUGCUGCCACGCCUGCCAGGAGGACUUCUCCAUCCGCUCCAGCCAGAGCUACCUCCGCUCCAAGGUGUUCCAGAUCGAGCACGGGGUGUGCCAGUGCUGCCAGCACAACGCCCAGGAGCUUUAUCUCAGCAUCAGGGAUGCACCCAGGAGCCAGAGGAAGCAGCUUCUGGAGACUUCUUGGAUGUCUCACCUUCCCCUUGGGCAGCUGAAUGAGAUGAUCCGGAGCCCGGCGGAAGGGCAGUUCUGGCAGGUGGACCACAUCCAGCCCGUGUACAGUGGAGGAGGACAGUGCUCCCUGGAGAACCUUCAGACCCUGUGCACAGCCUGCCACAGGGAGAGAACUGCAAAACAGGCCAAGGAAAGAAGCCAGCUGAAGAGAAAGUCUUUAGCUACAAAGUAUGGCUGUGAUAUCACCAAAUUUUUGGUGAAGAAGUAAAAUGCACAAUACAUUCAGGUACAUUGUAACCCUGAAACCAAUAUAGUUACAGUUUUGCACUGAUUUAACAGAAAUCUAUCAAGGAAUUAAACCGAAGAAACCAUUUGCAACAGUGAUUGUCAGAGUGCAUCCAAAGUACUUGAGCAUCAUGGUUUUUUAUGGCCCUGCUUUAAAGCUGAAUUUCUGUGCAUAACUUUAAUGCCAUUUUGAGGAAUUAUGGUUUCUCUUGCAGGGUAGUUAGGCCUGCAAGAAUUUAAGGAAGUUCUGUUGAAACUGCUGGUGGCGUUACAGGGUUCAAUUGUAUUGGGAACAUCAUGGACCAAGAAGAUGUCUUAGUUUUAAUUCUUUUUGUUUUUUACACACCAAAACCACAGAAUAACAUACAGCAAUUAUGAAAAAAACUAGCAGGAGUGAGUGAUUUGUCUCCUCUAAUUCUGCUCACCCACUGAAGGCGGACUCUUGCCAUGGACCUGACUUACAGGACUUUGGCAUUUAGAACUGAUGUCAGUUGAAUUCUGUUUUUACUUAAACCAGCUUGUAUUAAAAUGUUACUCAGGAUAGGAAACAUUAAAUAUUAGCAAUUAUGUCCUCAAAGGCAGUUCCUGGGAAAUGCUACAGUCAAAUUCUCCUUAACGAGAUUGCAGAGAUGCUGGUAAUUUUGUACUGCUUACCUGGCUUGCUUUACAGUUAAAUAAAUACAGUUCUUUCUCCUGGUGA